CCAAUCUGAGCAGAACGAUACAGCAGUGACGCUUUGCAUUAUUACAAUGGACAUCCUUGAAGAGGAAGACUAUUAUUACCAUGACAACAUCAGUCUAAACUACAGCUAUGAGGACUAUUCUUCCUUGUGUGUAAAGAGUGACAUCCGCACUUUCGCAGGUGUGUUUCUGCCCAUCAUAUACACAGUAUGUCUGGUGAUUGGCGUGGCAGGUAACACCUUAGUGGUGGCUGUGUACGCCUACUACAAACACCUAAAAACCAUGACCGAUGUUUUCCUGAUCCACCUGGCCGUGGCCGACCUUCUCCUGCUUUUCACACUGCCGUUCUGGGCUUCUGAUGCUGCAAGGGGCUGGGAGCUGGGCAAAGGCCUCUGCAAAGUUGUAUCUGCCUGCUACACGGUCAACUUCACCUGCUGCAUGCUGCUGCUGGCCUGUAUCGGCUUGGAUCGUUAUGCGGCGGCAUCCAGAAUGCAGGACGGAGAUGAUGCAUGGCAACUACAGAGGGUUUUCACCAGACAACACUGUGGGAAGAUAUGUUUGGUUGUGUGGGUAACAGCCUUCAUCCUGGGCCUUCCUGAUUUGAUACUCUCUGAAGUAAGAUUGACAUCCAACAGGAGCAUCUGUCUGGUCAUCUACCCUCCAUCUAUGGCACGGGAAGGCAAAGCGUCCUUGGAGAUAGCGGAGGUUCUGCUGGGAUUUCUGUUUCCUCUCCAGGUUAUGGUAAUCUCUUACUGGAGCAUGGGGAAAGCACUAAAAGGUCUUCCAGUCGAGAGCAGGGAGAGAAAGUGGAAUGCUCUGCGGGUCCUACUGAUAGUUGUAGGGGUGUUUGUAAUCACUCAGCUGCCAUAUAACAUACUGAAGGUCUACCGGGCUAUGGACUCUGUUUACUCUUUAGUGACCCACUGUGGAACGAGUAAAGUUCUGGACCAGGCAGCUCAGGUAACUGAAAGCCUGGCUCUCACUCACUGCUGCCUCAACCCAAUCCUUUACGCCUUUGCAGGGUCUUCAUUCCGUCAGCACAUCAUGAAAAUUGCCAAAAGGUUUGGUGAGAGGAGGAGGAGAAGAAGAACUGAAACUCGUCCAGAAGAUGAAGGCAUGGACAUGUCAUUUAACUCAAACAGCACAUCCCAAGACACCAACACAUUCUCAAUAUGAGUUAUUAAGAACACCCAAGUAAUUUCAUACAAUACACUGUAAAUAAUAUUAUAUAACCGUUGAGUGGAUCUUUGUCAUUUGAUUGGUGCUUUGUAUGUCACAUGACAUGGAUUAUUCAUCCCAUUUGUGUUGCAUUGCAUUUAGAGUGCAGUUUGG
Thalassophryne amazonica is the source of this 1309-nucleotide messenger RNA. RefSeq names its product atypical chemokine receptor 4a (gene ackr4a). Gene Ontology annotation, cellular component: membrane. Bases 47 to 1153 code for a protein of 368 amino acids. The transcript has 2 exons. Gene Ontology annotation, molecular function: scavenger receptor activity; chemokine binding; chemokine receptor activity. NCBI's taxonomy places the organism in Eukaryota, Metazoa, Chordata, Actinopteri, Batrachoidiformes, Batrachoididae. Gene Ontology annotation, biological process: chemotaxis; G protein-coupled receptor signaling pathway; immune response. The record is from RefSeq and is a predicted model, not a curated record.